This is a messenger RNA of Meloidogyne enterolobii, 460 nucleotides long. Lineage: Eukaryota; Metazoa; Nematoda; Chromadorea; Rhabditida; Meloidogynidae. The record is from the annotation of a GenBank genome assembly.
UUUCACAAUAAGGCUAGGUUUAAUUCUACUUGAAAUGUAUGCUGGGAAUGGCCGACUAGGGAAGUUAAUAUUUGGUUCUAAGGUUAAGGAAGUCCCAAAAAGGGUACUUGAUAUACGUGACAUUCGAAGAGUACCAGAGCAAAGUAUUGAAAUUGAUGAAACUUAUGAGGAACCAGUCAAUAGACCUCGUCCAUUGUCGAUCUCAUGGCCACCUACUGUCAGGAGAAUAGGAGGUUCACCUUUAGCUGAGUCGGGUACUUUGCCUAGAUCCAUCAAUAGAAUAAACAGAAAUUUCAUAGGAGCUUUAGGAUCUAAUUCUAACAAUGUUAUUGUUAGUGUAACUCUAGAAGGAGUCCCACUUAAAUGUUUGGUUGAUACUGGUGCAAUUACUUCGGUGGCAAAUAUAGGACUAGCGGAGUGCAUUCUAUGUGUGCCAGGCAAGCAACUUCGGUUAAUUUAA